Nicotiana tabacum (common tobacco) is the source of this 1382-nucleotide messenger RNA. Its product is annotated as putative carboxylesterase 17. Lineage: Eukaryota; Viridiplantae; Streptophyta; Magnoliopsida; Solanales; Solanaceae. Gene Ontology annotation, molecular function: hydrolase activity. The record is from RefSeq and is a predicted model, not a curated record.
UAUUUCACUGGAUUACUUCACCAACUCCAACAGAUGUAUUUUCUUCCGCAUAUUCCACCUUCACUUCCUUUUCAUGAAUAUAGGCUGUAAAAUCAUUCUCCCUCUUUUCAAGCUUGAUUGCAAUUUGUAUGAUCUACCAACUAUCCAUCUUCUUCUCAUUUAUCUUUCUUCUAGUAUCAAAAUCUCCCCUACUUUUCAUCCAACCAUUAAUUCUAUAUAAAUCCCAGAAAAAUGCAAUACCUUCCAAUUCCAAGCCAUAUUAGCAAGUGGUAUCUAAACACAUCCCCAAAAAAGAUGUCCAUAGUUGCAGAAGCACCUGGUUACAUCCAAGUUUUCUCCGAUGGCUCAGUUAAGCGAUUCGAGCCUGAAAUUGCCACUGCAUCAAUUGAACCAUGCAAUGGAUACAAGUCCAAAGAUGUGAUCAUUGACCCUUUAAAGCCAAUAUCUGGUAGAAUAUACCUCCCUGAUUUUCCUGAAUCAGGAGUUAUUAACCAGCAGCUUCCUGUUUUACUCUAUUUCCAUGGUGGUGGAUUUUGCAUUGGCUCAACUACAUGGCUUGGUUACCAUCUUUUUCUUGGAGAUUUAAGUGUUGCUUCCAAAUCUAUCAUCCUUUCAGUAGACUACCGCCUUGCACCGGAAAAUAAGCUUCCUACAGCUUAUGAAGAUUGUUAUUCUGCAUUGGAAUGGCUGAUCAAGAACUUAGAAUAUGAACCAUGGCUGAAAAGGGCUGAUCUUUCUCAGGUUUUUCUUUCGGGGGACAGUGCUGGAGGCAAUAUAGUUCAUCAGGUUGCUAUCCGGGCGACUAGAAAUGAAGAUUUUCGUGGUAGACUUAAGGGGUUGCUGCCAAUUCAUCCCUAUUUUGGGAGUGAAAAGAGGACAGAAUUAGAGAUGGCUAAUGGAUCAGCCGGGAAAGUGGAGAUGAACGACAUGUUUUGGGGGCUGAGCUUGCCCCAAGGAUCAAACCGUGAUUAUUUUGGAUGUAAUUUUGAGAAUGCUGAAAUGUCUGCCGCUGAGUUUUCUCAGUUUCCAGAAGUGAUAGUUUUCGUUGCUGGCUCGGACUUUUUGAAAGAAAGGGGAGUAAAGUAUGCUGAAUUCUUGAAAAAGAAUGGUGUGAAAAGAGUGGAGUUGGUUGAAGCUGAGGGACAGGUUCAUGUUUAUCAUGUGUUUUAUCCUGAAUCAGAGGCAACCCGUUUGCUUCAGAAACAAAUGAGCGAUUUCAUACAUAGUUUUUAGAAUUCCAUAUGGUCUUGAUAGUCAUUUGAAGCAGUUUGAAGAUGCUUUAGUACAAUAUUUUCGCUCAAUUUCUCUUCUUUCUUUUUCUUUAUGCAAAUAACUACUUGUGGUGAUCUUUAGACAUUGACAAAUUAGUUAAAUUUUCAUCU